Molecule: messenger RNA, 648 nt
Organism: Gracilinanus agilis (Agile Gracile Mouse Opossum)
Lineage: Eukaryota; Metazoa; Chordata; Mammalia; Didelphimorphia; Didelphidae
Product: transmembrane protein 91-like
Exons: 4
Coding region: 55-567 (170 amino acids)
Cellular component (GO): intracellular membrane-bounded organelle; membrane
Source: RefSeq, a predicted model, not a curated record
CGCAGCCUGCCUCAGGCCACCGGCCCCGGAGGGCCCCGCGGGUCCAGCCAGACCAUGGACAAUCCCCAGGAACUGCACCAGCCCUUACUCGGGCCCCCACCCAAGGGGUCCCCGGUCAAGGAGUCCCCCGGCUCCGGGCCCCCGAGCAAAACCCCCGGGAAAAAGCAGAAGCGAGCCAAAAGCGAGAAGGCCAUAGAGAUGCUGCCGCUGCCCACCAUCAGCCUGGGCCUGUUUGAUACAAAGAGCCCCGACCUGGAGGACUAUUGGGCCAACGAGAGCGAGCUGGAGGCGAUGGGGCUCGGCCACUUCACCCCGCUGCUGUCCCGGGAUUACGUGGGCCUCGCCGUCUUCUCCAUCCUCUGCUGCUUCUGGCCUUUGGGCAUCGCCGCCUUCUCUCUCGCCCAGAAGACUAACAAGGCCUGGGCGGCCGGCGACGUCCAGGCCGCCGGAGAGUCUGCGCGCCGGGCUUUCCUGCUGUCCGUCCUGGCCAUUGGUCUGGGGGUCUGCAUCUACACGGCGGCCCUGGUCACCCUGGCCACCUACCUGACCUCUGGGGAGACCCUCUAGAGGCUCGGACUGGCUCAUUCCCCCCCCCAAGGGCCCACUGGGGUCUUGAGUCGUGACAGCAGCCAAGACCACAAGGAAUAA